UUGUUCUCUCUCUUCAUAACACUUGCUCAGUUGUUUGCCUUACAGUUCACGCCAAACGCCUGCUCUGUCUGUCUCUCUAUCUUCUCUCUUCUCUCUCUAUGUGACUCAGAAAAAUGCACCCCUUCUUCUAGUUUUUCUACUGUAUUUUCCAUGGUUCUUUGUUCUAUCUCCGUUUCCUUGGUCUGGGAGAAAAUGGAGUUGAACGGAGUCUUGCAUUGGAGGAAGGAGAAGAAAGAGCUCGUCUUUUGUUAUGUUCUGGCCGUGCUUGUGCUUGUCUUGCCCCUUGCUUCACCUCUCAACGAUGAAGAAGGAAAAGCGUUGAUGUCGAUUAAAGCGUCGUUUAGCAACGUAGCUAAUGUCUUACUUGACUGGAAUGAAGACCACGACAGCGAUUUUUGUUCAUGGCGUGGGGUAAUCUGUGACAAUAUCAGCCUGUCUGUUGCUUCAUUGAAUUUAUCAAACUUAAACCUGGGCGGGGAGAUUUCACCAGCUAUCGGAGAUUUGAAGAACUUGCAGUCCAUAGACUUGCAGGGGAACAAGUUGACAGGUCAAAUACCGGAUGAGAUUGGAAACUGUGCCUUUCUUGUUCAUCUGGAGUUGUCUGGUAAUUUGCUCUAUGGAGAUAUACCCUUUUCCAUAUCAAGACUCAAGCAGCUUGAGUUUUUGAAUUUGAAAAACAAUCAGUUGACUGGUCCUAUUCCGUCAACGCUAACCCAAAUUCCGAACCUAAAAACUCUUGAUCUUGCUCGAAACCAACUCACUGGUGAGAUACCAAGAUUAUUGUACUGGAAUGAAGUACUGCAGUACCUUGGGUUACGUGGCAACUCGCUGUCCGGAACACUGUCACCUGAUAUGUGCCAAUUAACUGGUUUAUGGUAUUUCGAUGUUAGAGGCAAUAAUCUCAGUGGUCCAAUCCCGGAGAACAUUGGUAACUGUACGAGUUUCGAAAUACUGGACAUAUCUUACAAUCAAAUCACUGGUGAAAUUCCAUAUAAUAUCGGAUUUUUACAAGUGGCUACUCUAUCACUUCAAGGAAAUAGGUUGACUGGAAAAAUUCCGGAAGUGAUUGGUCUAAUGCAGGCCCUUGCUGUUCUUGAUUUGAGUGAAAAUGAGUUAGUCGGACCAAUUCCUGCAAUACUUGGAAAUUUAUCCUACACAGGCAAAUUAUACCUUCAUGGCAACAAGUUAACUGGGCAAAUUCCUCCUGAGCUUGGCAAUAUGUCAAAACUUAGCUACCUGCAACUGAAUGACAACCAAUUAGUCGGCAAGAUUCCUGCAGAACUUGGGAAACUGGAGCAAUUGUUUGAGUUAAAUCUGGCCAACAAUGAUCUUGAUGGGACGAUUCCACACAAUAUUAGUUCUUGCACAGCCUUAAAUCAGUUCAAUGUGCAUGGCAAUCGCCUAAGCGGAUCAAUCCCUUUGGGUUUUCGGAAUCUUGAAAGUUUGACUUAUCUAAAUCUCUCUGCAAACAAUUUCAAAGGAACUAUACCGGUGGAAUUGGGACAUAUCAUUAACCUGGAUACAUUGGAUCUGUCCAGCAAUAAAUUCUCUGGGCCGGUUCCAUCUUCAAUUGGUGAUUUGGAGCACCUUCUUACUUUGAAUUUGAGUUUCAAUCUAAUUGAUGGUAAAUUGCCAGCAGAAUUUGGAAAUCUUAGAAGUAUACAGAUUAUUGACAUGUCAUUCAACAAUCUGUCUGGUUGUAUUCCUGUGGAGCUGGGUCAGUUACAGAACAUUGAAUCGUUGAUAUUGAAUAAUAACAACUUGCAUGGGAGGAUACCUGAUCAGCUAUCAAAUUGUUUUAGUCUAAGCACUUUGAAUGUUUCAUACAACAACCUCUCAGGGAUUGUGCCUCCUAUGAGAAACUUCACUCGCUUUUCACCCAACAGCUUUAUUGGAAAUCCAUUGUUGUGUGGCAAUUGGUUGGGAUCGAUAUGCAGACCCUAUGCACCAAAAUCUAGAGCAAUGUUCUCCAGAGCUGCAGUUGUAUGUAUGACAUUGGGUUUCAUCACUUUGUUAUCGAUGAUAAUAGUUGCAGUUUACAAGUCAAACCAGCAAAAUGAAUUGAAGAUAGGGUCUAGUAAAACAUUGCAAGGCCCUCCCAAGCUUGUUAUUCUGCACAUGGACAUGGCAAUUCACACCUUUGAUGAUAUAAUGAGGAUCACUGAGAAUUUAAGUGAGAAAUACAUAAUUGGAUAUGGUGCUUCCAGCACUGUAUACAAAUGUGUACUGAAAAAUUCCCGACCAAUUGCAAUUAAGCGGCUCUACACUCAGCAUCCACACAACUUGCGCGAGUUUGAGACUGAACUUGAAACUAUAGGCAGUAUCAGACAUAGAAAUCUUGUCAGUUUACAUGGGUAUUCAUUGUCUCCCUUUGGAAAUCUCCUCUUCUAUGACUAUAUGGAGAAUGGAUCUCUAUGGGAUUUGCUUCAUGGAACAUCAAAGAAGGAGAUGAAACUUGAUUGGGAAACACGCUUGAAGAUAGCUGUUGAUGCUGCCCAAGGACUUGCUUAUCUUCACCAUGAUUGCAACCCCCGAAUUAUUCACAGGGACGUUAAGUCUUCAAAUAUUCUGCUGGAUGAGAAUUUUGUGGCUCAUCUUUCUGAUUUUGGGAUUGCCAAAUCUAUCCCGACUGCAAAGACACAUGCUUCAACUUAUGUUCUUGGAACAAUUGGCUACAUUGACCCAGAAUAUGCCCGGACUUCUCGGAUUAAUGAAAAAUCUGAUGUUUAUAGCUUUGGUAUUGUGCUUCUGGAGCUAUUAACGGGAAAGAAAGCUGUGGACAAUGAGUCUAAUUUGCAUCAACUGAUAAUGUCCAAGGCUGAUAAUAAUACAGUUAUGGAGGCUGUUGACCAUGAGGUUUCUGUUACGUGUAUGGAUAUGACACAUGUCAGGAAGACCUUUCAACUUGCUCUUCUCUGCACGAAGCGGAAUCCUAUGGAAAGACCGACCAUGCAUCAGGUUGCGAGAGUUUUGGUCUCCCUCCUCCCAGCAACAACUCCACUAAAGCCUAGUUCUUCUCCAAAGCCGAUAGAUUAUGCAAAAUUUGUGAUAGAGAAAGGGCAACCACAACCACAACCAACGCAGCAGAUUGUUCAGCAGGAGAAUAAUUCAUCUGAUGCUCAGUGGUUUGUUCGAUUCGGUGAGGUUAUAUCUAAGAACACACAUUGAACGUCCAUUUGGCCACUAGUUUUUCCAUCGUUUUAUAGUGUGUAGGUGAAAUAUGGGGUUUGAUGUUUUAAAGCUGGGGAAAAUCCCGUGGUUUUUGCUUCACAAGGUUUAGUUUCUGCCCCAUAAGUGGAAUGAUUAUCUCUGUGUUCUUUGCGCAAGUGAUAUUUAGACUGAAAUAUAUGGUAGGAAGAAUCUAUAACCCCGCUAGUGAUGUAGUGUUCAUUUUGUAACUAUUUUGUACAAGCUUUUCAAGAGUCGGUAAUAGUAGCCGAUUGGGUUGCACAACUUGGCUAGGAAUGGUAAUGUUUAUUAACUUUUAUACGAACUUUCAGUUAAUGCCAUAUUAGUCUUAUUAUUUUCAUAAAGGGUUCCAAAUCUGCCAGCUGUGAUGCAGUGGACCGCGAGUAAUAAUAGAUUUAUCUGCACUAUAUAAAUUUCAGAAUUGGGGUUGAUUGUUGAUUGAUCGGUCGUAAGAGGUAUCUGACAUUUUUAUCUAGGGUCUGAUGGAUGAUUUUGUAAAAUACCGAUGCCCUACGCUAAAGCUUUGGAAAACUGUUUUAUAGUUUUAGAGAACAAAAAAAAUUCUUCGAACUCCAAUGGGUAACGGAAACUUCAGCUUGCAAGCAGCGAAUGAAAGAUAAUUUUUGUUUUAUUUUUAUUGCGUGGUGAUCUUGGGGAAAAAUGGCUGUACAUGGUUUGUACAAGUUUAAUGAAGAAAUACCAUUGCGAAAAAUGAUUUCUCAAAUAUUUGUUCCUUUCGAAAGUAGUUGUUGGAAUUGAUGUAGGCAAAACAAGCUCUCAAGCACAUACCCCCUGAUCUGUAAAAUUGGGAUUUCAUCCCAAUUGAAUGAACCUCCACCUGGUGCGCCCAUGUAGUAAUAAAAACAUUAUCUAUACGCUCUGGUUGUUAGCGCAUGUCCAGACUCCUGU
Messenger RNA from Ziziphus jujuba (common jujube), 4098 nucleotides. Its product is annotated as LRR receptor-like serine/threonine-protein kinase ERL2. Gene Ontology annotation, molecular function: receptor serine/threonine kinase binding; protein kinase activity; ATP binding. NCBI's taxonomy places the organism in Eukaryota, Viridiplantae, Streptophyta, Magnoliopsida, Rosales, Rhamnaceae. Gene Ontology annotation, biological process: protein phosphorylation. The coding region runs from base 151 to 3168 and encodes 1005 amino acids. The record is from RefSeq and is a predicted model, not a curated record. The transcript has 27 exons.